AUGGCCCACCUCCGCAGCGGCGCCUCCGGCUACGGCAUCGGCCAGCCCAGCCCCUUUGGCGGCGCCUCACAAAACAACGGCGACGGCUCCGGUGGCAGCGCCCUCGAUACCAUCCGCCAGCAGACGAGCAAGCUCGAGGACCUGCUGGACACCUACUCGGAGCCCGUCAAGCCCUACCUGCCGGCCAUUGGCCGUUUCCUGAUCGUCGUCACCUUUCUGGAAGACGCCCUCCGCAUCGUCACCCAGUUCAGCGACCAGCUGCGCUACCUCCAGGACUACCGCCACAUCCCCUGGGGCCUGACUCACAUCUUCUUGAUCGCCAACGUCCUGGCCAUGGUCUCGUGCUCCGCCCUCGUCAUUGCCCGCCGCUACUCCGUCUACGCCGUCGGCGGCCUCAUCGGCGUCGUCGUGUCGCAGGCCUUUGGCUACGGCCUCAUCUUCGACCUCAACUUCUUCCUCCGCAACCUCUCCGUCAUGGGCGGCCUGCUCAUGGUCCUGUCCGACUCGUGGAUCCGCAAGACCCAGGCCUUUGCCGGCCUGCCCCAGCUCGAGGAGAAGGACCGCAAAAUGUACUUUCAGCUGGCCGGCCGCGUCCUCCUGAUCUUCCUCUUCAUCGGCUUUGUCUUCAGCGGCGAGUGGACCCUCGGCCGCAUCUUUGUCUCGCUGCUCGGCCUCGUCGCCUGUGUCAUGGUCGUCGUCGGCUUCAAGGCCAAGGCCAGCGCCACCCUGCUCGUCGUCAUCCUCAGCAUCUUCAACGUGCUGGUCAACAACUUUUGGACGCUCCACGAGCACCACCCGCACAAGGACUUUGCCAAGUACGACUUCUUCCAGAUCCUGUCUAUCGUCGGCGGUCUGCUCCUGCUUGUCAACAGCGGCCCCGGAAAGGUCUCGUUUGACGAGAAGAAGAAGGUCUACUAG
This is a messenger RNA of Sporothrix brasiliensis 5110, 918 nucleotides long. RefSeq lists its product as uncharacterized. Bases 1 to 918 code for a protein of 305 amino acids. The record is from RefSeq and is a predicted model, not a curated record. Gene Ontology annotation, biological process: Golgi organization. The transcript has 2 exons. Gene Ontology annotation, cellular component: endoplasmic reticulum; membrane; endoplasmic reticulum-Golgi intermediate compartment. NCBI's taxonomy places the organism in Eukaryota, Fungi, Ascomycota, Sordariomycetes, Ophiostomatales, Ophiostomataceae.